GCAUUUGUCAAAUUUCUCAAUACUUCUGCACAUUGAUUCCCUCAUCAUAUUUACUUCCUUUUAUAAAACCAUUGAACGCUGUUCUUGAAGCAACGAAGGUGAAACAAAAACACCCUUUGAUCUCUCUUCUGUAGGCGAAAAGUUAAGAGAGGAGACUUAGAUUCGAAGCUUUGAUGGAAACAGGAGGGAAUUCGCUACCUUCUGGAGCCGACGGCGUGAAGAGGAAGGUGUGCUAUUUCUAUGACCCGGAGGUGGGGAACUAUUACUAUGGCCAAGGUCACCCUAUGAAGCCUCACAGAAUUCGAAUGACUCAUGCCCUUCUAGCACACUAUGGUCUACUUCAGCACAUGCAAGUUCACAAGCCCUUCCCUGCCAGGGAUCGGGAUCUUUGCCGCUUCCAUGCCGAUGACUAUGUGAACUUUCUCCGCAGCGUGACCCCUGAAACGCAGCAAGAUCAGCUCCGACAGCUCAAACGCUUUAAUGUGGGAGAGGAUUGUCCCGUCUUUGAUGGCCUUUACUCCUUCUGUCAAACAUCUGCAGGUGGAUCUGUUGGUAGUGCUGUCAAAUUAAACCAUGGUCUAUGUGACAUUGCCAUUAAUUGGGCUGGUGGUCUGCAUCAUGCAAAGAAGUGUGAGGCUUCGGGGUUUUGCUAUGUCAAUGAUAUUGUCCUUGGAAUUCUGGAACUUCUUAAGCAGCACCAGCGUGUUCUAUAUGUUGAUAUUGAUAUCCACCAUGGAGAUGGUGUGGAGGAGGCAUUUUAUACUACCGACAGGGUCAUGACUGUUUCAUUUCAUAAAUUUGGAGAUUAUUUUCCUGGUACGGGGGAUAUACGUGAUAUUGGAUAUUCAAAAGGGAAAUACUAUGCCCUCAAUGUUCCUUUGGAUGAUGGGAUCGAUGAUGAGAGUUAUCAUUACUUGUUUAAGCCAAUUAUCGGUAAAGUUAUGGAAGUUUUUAAUCCUGGUGCUGUGGUGCUUCAAUGUGGUGCUGACUCCCUAUCUGGAGAUCGGUUGGGGUGUUUCAAUCUUUCAGUCAAGGGCCAUGGAGAGUGUGUUAGAUUUCUGAGAUCAUUCAAUGUGCCAUUGUUGCUUGUAGGUGGUGGUGGCUAUACCAUUCGGAAUGUUGCUCGCUGUUGGUGCUAUGAGACUGGAGUUGCACUUGGAAUGGAAAUUGAAAACCAGAUGCCUCGACAUGAGUAUUAUGAGUAUUUUGGUCCAGAGUAUACUCUUCACGUUUCUCCUAGUAACAUGGAAAACAAGAACACACCCCGACACCUUGAAGAAAUCCGUAAUAAGCUACUUGACAAUCUCUCGAUGAUUCAGCACUCGCCAAGUGUCCAGUUUCAAGAAAGGCCACCUGAUACCGAGCUUCCUGAGGCUGAUGAAGAUGAAGAUGAAGAUGAUGGAGAUAAAACAUGGGGUUCGGAUUCAGACAUGGGCGUUGAUGAGGACCGUAAGUUCAUUCCAAAAAGAGUAAAGAGAGAAGUGAUUGAACCAGAUACGAAAGAUCCGGGGGACCGAAAAGGAACAGUUGAGCAAGCUAGAGGAUCUGUGACAGAUGAGACUGGUGUAAAUGUCAGUCCGAUGGCUAUCGAUGAACCAACAAUGAAACCUAAGUAAGAAACAAUAAUAAAGCAUCCGAUCCGAUGUACCCGAAGACGCAAGCCGAACGGUCUCAUCUAGGUACCGGAUGUAUUUUGUGCCAUUUUGUUUUAUCAAACAUUAUAAGGUCUCAUGUUCAUGUAUGAGCCAUGAAAACCUAAAACAAUUUGAUUUAUGUUGUAGCUGCUUCAAGCUGUAUAUCCAACAGUUUAAACUGUUGAUUAUCUAAACAAUUUUAAGAUUUUAUG
Molecule: messenger RNA, 1846 nt
Organism: Hibiscus syriacus
Lineage: Eukaryota; Viridiplantae; Streptophyta; Magnoliopsida; Malvales; Malvaceae
Product: histone deacetylase 19-like
Exons: 8
Coding region: 174-1616 (480 amino acids)
Molecular function (GO): histone deacetylase activity
Source: RefSeq, a predicted model, not a curated record